Apis cerana (Asiatic honeybee) is the source of this 3858-nucleotide messenger RNA. RefSeq names its product mitotic checkpoint protein Bub3 (gene Bub3). The record is from RefSeq and is a predicted model, not a curated record. Lineage: Eukaryota; Metazoa; Arthropoda; Insecta; Hymenoptera; Apidae. Gene Ontology annotation, molecular function: protein binding.
UCUAUUUUCUUUUUCGAUAUUUAAUUUCACUUAAAUCAUUUUUUAUCUAGAACUUUAUUUAAAUAAUAUAAGAAUUUAUAUUGAUAUAGCGAAGAAACAUAUUAUAAGUUUAUUAUUAAGAAUAGUAAUAAUCUUUUAAAAUAAUGGAAUCUCGGACAGAAUUCAAAAUAAAAUCUCCUCCAACUGAUGCGAUUUCGGCAGUAGAAUUUGGGCGGAAUUCAACACAAUUUCUUCUUGUUUCUUCAUGGGAUAGUACAGUGCGCUUGUAUGAUAUUCAUACAAAUACUAUGAGAUUAAAAUAUAAUCAUGAUUUACCGGUUUUAGAUGUUGCAUUUCAGGAUGCUGUACAUGCUUAUAGUGGAGGUUUAGGAAAUACAUUAAAGAUGUAUGACAUAAAUAGUAACACUGAAUCAGUCAUGGGAACACAUGAUAAACCAAUUAGGAAAAUUGAAUAUUCUGCUGCAGUCAAUGCAAUAUUAACUGGAGGAUGGGAUGCAGCAGUAAAACUUUGGGAUCCUAGAACACCUACUUGUGUAGGUAGUUAUUUACAACCUGAUGUUGUUCUUGCUUUGUCUGUAUGUGGAGAUAAGUUUGUAGUUGGUACAGCUAAACGCAAAGUUUGUAUUUGGGAUUUGAGAAAUAUGGCUGGUAUGUUUCAAAGACGUGAAAGCAGUUUAAAGUAUCAAACACGUUGUAUUAAAGGUUUUCCUAAUGAGCAGGGAUAUGUUCUUAGUAGUAUAGAGGGUCGUGUUGCUGUUGAAUAUCUUGAUACAACACCAGAAGCACAAAAAAAGAAAUAUGCUUUUAAAUGUCAUAGGAUAAAAGAAAAUAAUGUGGAACAUAUAUAUCCAGUGAAUGCUAUUAGUUUUCAUUCAACUUAUAAUACAUUUGCAACUGGUGGUUCAGAUGGUUAUGUAAAUAUUUGGGAUGGUUUUAACAAAAAGCGUUUAUGUCAAUUUCAUAGAUACAAUGCUGGUGUUGCUGCUCUUAGUUUCAGUCAUGAUGGUUCUGUACUUGCUAUAGGAGUAUCAUAUUUGAAUGAAGCUGAAAUCCCACCAGGUGGAAAUGAUGAAAGAGAAAUUUAUAUAAGAUACGUGAAUGACCAAGAAACUAAACCUAAAUAAUAUUGUACAAAGUUUUUUAUAUAUAAAAAAAAAAAGAAGUAAAAAUUUUUUAACUAUACUUUGCUUUAUCAAAACAGUAAAAACUGAAUGCUAAAAUCUUUUCACAAAAAUUAAUAAUCAUUUAUAACAUAUAUAAUAACAAUAUUUUCUGUCUCUUUUACAUUUUUAUAUCUUAAAUAAUUGAUGACCAUAUAAAUUCUAGAAGUAAAGUAAUUUCUGUUCAAAAUUAUUAGACUAGUCAAUUUUAAUAAAUUAACUUUUUGUAAAGAAUAUUAUUUUUAUUUAAGGUAAUAGAUUUAUUGAACAAUAUACUACAUAUUAAAUAUUUAUAGAUUUUAUUGUCUAUUUCAUCAUCAGUUAUAUUAUUAUUACUUGUAAUAUUAAUUGUAUUUUAUCAUUUAUUUUUAAAUAUAAAAGUGUGUAUAUAUAUUUAAUAUUUAAAACACGUAAAAUUUAUGUAAAAAAUUAGAUAUUUGAGAAAAUAUUUUAUUCUAAUUAAAAUAUAUUUGAAUAAAAAUUUACAGUAUAUGAAAUAUUAAUUCAAAUGUAUACAAUAUUAAAAUAAUUUGGACCAUUAUAAACUUAUAAAAUAAUUAUAGAUCAUUUUAUAAAAAAAAAAGAUUAGAUAUGAAUAAUUUUUAUAAUAAUUUGUUUCAGUAUAAGUAAUUGUGCUAAUUAUUAAUAUUGCACAUUUAUAUUUAUAAAAUUAUUGUCAGAACUUAAUUAUUAUUGUUAAAAUAAUGCGUUAUUCCAUACAAAAUUUAAUGACUAUUUAGUCAAUAAUAUAAAACAACUACUAUUCUGUUACUAUCACAUUAACAAUUGUAGAUAUUAUAUCUGUAUAUCUGUAAUUUAAUGUGUAAAAAUGUAGAUGUUUUUUAAAAUUGUUUUUGUGAUUAUUGAAAUUCACGAAAAAAAAUACUUUGUUUAUCAAUGAUUAAAAAACAUUUUGUGAGGGCAGUUGCAUUGUUAUCCAUAAUAUCCACAUUACAAAUAAACUAAAUGUUAAUAUUUGCGCAAUAUAGUUUUGCUUUUUAGUGAUUUAUAUAUACUUAUAUGACAUGCAUUUUUAGUAAUUUAACAAUUUUUAUAACAUUUUGAUUAACAAUAUGUACAUCAACAAUUUGUACUAUUUUCUAUUUUUUUAAAAAUAUGUCCUUUGAAAACUAUAAUAUUUAUUAAAUCAUUACUACAUUACAUGAAUCUAUUAAUUAUAUGAUCAUAAAUUUUAUAUUGAUGAGUAUUUGAUAAAUUUCUGUACAAAUUUUGCUAGUAUAUAACUGUUGUUAGUAGCAGAACAAUGAUAAAGUUUGUAUGCAAUUCUUAUCAAACAUUCUAUAUUUCAAAGGACUUUUUAGCAGAUGAAAAUAUAUUUACUGCUUUUCUAAUGAGAUAUAAUUAGACAUUUCUUAUUAGUUUUUCUAAUUGCCUAUAUCAUUUUUAUGUUUUUAAUGAAGUAUUUUGGCAAAUAAUAAUUUUUCUUAAUGUAUCGCGGAUCGUAUCAUGUGUUGCAAAACUAAUUCCUACAGCAAUUGGACCUUUUAUCCAGUUCAUACUUAGUCCUUUAUAAAAAGCCAUUAUACCUUCUUCUCUGAAAAUAAUAAAAAAUCAUAUAAAACAUUUUUAUUUUACAUUGAAAUUGUAAUAGAAAAAAGCAUUUAAAAAUUAUUUUUUUUAUUUUGUAUAUUUUAAAUUAUUUAAAUAUUAUAUUUUAAAAUUUAAAUGCAAUGUAAAGAAUGUAAUUAUAUGUUAUAAAUUGUAUUAGAAUUACAUUAAAUUCAAUAUUAAUAAUUUUUACUCAAAUUAAGAAAUAAAAAACUCACUUGUAAAUUUUUGUAAUAGUUGAUCUGAUUGUGUGAUAGUGUUGACCAUGCAUCGCCGAAGUCUGCAUCCUUCUCCGAAUAAUGUCCAAAGGGUAGCUGCUAGUCUGAGCAACCAUUCCGGCAAUGGCGCCGCAAAUCAGUGAUGUCGAGAAGCCAGGAAUAGCCACCGUGUACACUGUUCAUCGACACGUAGCCAUCAUCGAACAUGAAGCACGUACUUGAAAAACACAGCCAUCGGACUUGUCUCGACAAGCGUCGCUAUUAAAGUAAGUAUUGUCCCAAUAUCGGGAAACAGCCCCGAUGUGCCCCACGGGUACCCUGCUUUAUAUACGAGCCACUCUCGUUCGUAUAAAUCACGACUUUUUCUCUGCGUACAAGCACCGUCACGGCGUAGAAUAAAUUUGUAAAAGAAGUGACUCACCAGUCAAUAAAUUCCUGAGUAGAUCAUAGGUGAAGAAACUGCAACCAGCAUAAGGAAUGACACCAAGUAGCGUUGCAGUAAAUCCACGGUAAUAGGCCGCUAUUCCUUCUUCCAUAUAAAUGCGUACAAAUAUUUGUCGUAAGGUUUUGUAUUUAGUCUUUUGUGUCACAGCCAUUCUCGCUCUCAUCAAGUCCAGGGGAUAAGUUGUACCUUGCGACGUUAUACCCGCUAAAGAACCGGCAAGAAAAUUCAAUCCUGGUUUUUCUCUAUCAAAGAGAAUAAAUAAUUUUUUAUAAUUAUCAUAAAUAAUUAAAUAAAUAUUAUAUAAUCGCAUUGCAAAUAUAUUAGAAGAUUUAUAAAUUAGUUUAAAAUAUUAAUUUGAUACAAUAUGUGAAAAAAGACAUUUCUCAUAUUGAAAAAUAUAAUAUUAAGUACAUAUGAUUAUUAUAAUGUAAAAAAAUUUAAUAAAUAUUUCAUAUGUUGUAUGUAA